CGACAAUUUGCGUCAGCUGAGUGGCACUGGGACGUAUAAGGGACCCCCACCAUAAGAGCAAAUACGCGGUCUCGGUGGCGUGCUUUUCGCAUCGCGGAACGACCCAGCACCGCAGGAUUAGUGCCGCUCACAAGCUUAUUCGGACAAUCAGCUGACCUUCAAUUAUAUCCUGCGCCAGUAUAAUUAAAAUGGUUAAUCUCGAAUCUUUUAAAGUUAUCAUAGCUGGUGGAGGUAUUGCCGGCUUGACCUUGGCUAAUGCUUUGGAGAAGGCUGGUGUUGACUUUCUCCUGCUAGAAAAAAGAGAAAUUGCUCCUCAAACUGGGGCCUCCAUCAUUAUACAAUGCCACACUGCGAGGGUACUGGAGCAGCUGGGCAUUUGGAACGAAAUAUGGGCAGCAACGUUUUCGCUCACGGGUCGUCUUCAUUUCGAUGAACGCGGAAUUCUAUUUGACAGUUCAUCCAUUUUCAAGCAAGUAGAGGAAGCGACUGGACGGUCAAUCGUACUUAUAGAACGUCGCUCUUGUCUUAAUACCCUAUAUAACGGUCUUAAGGACAAGUCCCGAAUUCUCGUGAACAUCGGCGUAGCGUCUUUUUGGGAAGACGAGCGCGGCAUAACAGUCAUAACCGACCGCGGGGAUAGCAUCAGGGGUAGCAUUCUCGUAGCGGCCGAUGGUGUUCAUAGCACAAUCCGCGAUCUCUUAGCUGGCGCAGUAUCCAGGACCGACCCUGAGAGAUCCCAGUAUCUUACUAAAGGGUUCACUUCUAGCUAUAGGGCAGUCUUCGGUACGUCGGCAAAUGGGCCAAGGGACGGUCUUACGAGACCGCUACUACCGGAAGGAAUAGUUCACCAUGUUUAUUACAGGAAUAUUUCAGGAAUCACAGCAGCAGGAGCAAAAGGACUCAUUUUUUGGUUCCUAUUCAUAAAGGAAGAAAAGCCCUCAACAACGCCCGACUGUCCGCAGUACGCAGAGACUGAUACUAGAGCAACUAUCGAGAAGUACGGAAAUCUAUUUGCGUGUUCGGGGUACACAUUCAGCGACCUGUGGGAGGCUAGAUCUCACGCGGGCAUGGUUUCCAUGGAAGAAGGAGUUGUUCAAGGGCCUUGGAAUAAUGGCGGUCGGGUUGUACUUGUUGGAGACUCUAUAUGCAAGACAACAAUUAAUUCCGGCUUUGGAGGUAACCUCGCUAUUGAAGGGGUCUGCAAUCUUGUUAAUGGGCUAGUGUCAUUGCUGCGAAGAAAUCAAGCGCCCACAACCCAAGAUAUCGUAGCGACCUUUAAUAGAUACGAGCAAGUACAACGUCCGAGGGCCGACAUUUCUGUAAAGAUAUCACACUCCACCACGCGUUAUGAGUCAAUGGAUUCACUUUGGUUACGAUUCUUGCGAUGGCUUUCUCCUUGGAUCCCUUUAAGUUACCAGGUUAAGAGCUUUCUAAGUUAUAUGAAUCCAGCGCCUAUUUUGGAAUUUCUAUCAGAUUCCGGCUCGAUCAGACCUUAACUCUGGAUAAUUCAUAUAAGAGUUAAGUGUAGGGGUUUCAUAUAUAGGUACAGUAACUCGAAAAAAUAAACGUUAAAAGUUUU
Messenger RNA from Daldinia decipiens, 1579 nucleotides. Its product is annotated as FAD/NAD(P)-binding domain-containing protein. The transcript has 3 exons. Bases 189 to 1496 code for a protein of 435 amino acids. The record is from RefSeq and is a predicted model, not a curated record. Lineage: Eukaryota; Fungi; Ascomycota; Sordariomycetes; Xylariales; Hypoxylaceae. Gene Ontology annotation, molecular function: FAD binding.